This is a messenger RNA of Pungitius pungitius (ninespine stickleback), 3566 nucleotides long. It is a transcript of the gene tapt1b, whose product is annotated as transmembrane anterior posterior transformation 1b. The record is from RefSeq and is a predicted model, not a curated record. NCBI's taxonomy places the organism in Eukaryota, Metazoa, Chordata, Actinopteri, Perciformes, Gasterosteidae. Gene Ontology annotation, biological process: positive regulation of cilium assembly. The coding region runs from base 67 to 1785 and encodes 572 amino acids. Gene Ontology annotation, cellular component: ciliary basal body; endoplasmic reticulum membrane. The transcript is spliced from 14 exons.
ACGUCAUUGGGUGUGACGCAGAUGUCAGUCGCUCUCUCGGGCAUCGGAUGAGACCGUUUGGCGAAGAUGGCGGACUCGCUGUCGUCAGGUAUAGGAGAGGAGCAGGAGAAGGAAAAGGAGGACAAGGAGAAGAGCGGGAAGGCUUCCAACACAGAAAAGAACGAGGAGAAGGACGGAGUCACGGAGACGUUGGGGUUUCACGAUAAAAAUGGCGGCAGUAAGAGCAAGAAACGCAACCUGUCAGACUUGUCUCUGGUCAGAUUCAUAACCACUGAGCUGACUAGAGGAUACUUCCUGGAACACAACGAGGCCAAAUACACAGAGCGCAGAGAGCGGGUCUACACCUGCCUCCGCAUCCCCAAGGAGCUGGAGAAGUUAAUGACAUUCGGCUUCUUCCUCUGUCUGGAUGCCUUCCUCUAUGUGUUCACCCUGCUGCCCCUCAGGGUCAUUCUGGCCCUUUUACGGCUCAUCACGUUGCCUUGCUGUGGCCUCAGUGGCUCCCGCCUGCUGCAGCCAGCUCAGGUGUGUGAUGUGCUGAAGGGCUUCAUCAUGGUGCUGUGUUACUCAAUGAUGAGCUACGUGGAUUACUCCAUGAUGUACCACCUUAUCAGGGGACAGUCUGUCAUCAAACUGUACAUCAUAUACAACAUGUUAGAGGUGGCGGACCGGCUGUUCUCAUCAUUUGGUCAGGACAUCCUGGACGCUCUGUACUGGACAGCCACCGAACCCAAGGAGAAGAAGAGAGCGCACAUAGGCGUGAUCCCUCACUUCCUCAUGGCUGUGCUCUACGUCUUUCUCCAUGCCAUCCUCAUCAUGGUUCAGGCCACCACUCUAAACGUAGCCUUCAACUCCCACAACAAGUCCCUGCUUACCAUUAUGAUGUCAAACAACUUUGUGGAGAUCAAAGGAAGCGUGUUCAAGAAGUUUGAAAAGAACAACCUUUUCCAGAUGUCCAACAGCGACAUAAAAGAGAGGUUCACCAACUACAUCCUUCUGCUCAUCGUCUGUCUGAGAAACAUGGAGCAGUUCUCAUGGAACCCUGACCACUUGUGGGUGCUGUUUCCUGAUGUAAUCAUGGUGAUAGCCUCAGAGGUUGCAGUGGACGUUGUGAAGCAUGCCUUCAUCACCAAAUUCAAUGACAUCAGUGCUGAUGUGUACGGAGAAUACAGGGCCAGCCUUGCCUUUGACCUGGUCAGCAGUCGACAGAAAAAUGCUUACACGGACUACAGUGACUCGGUAUCCAGAAGAAUGGGCUUCAUCCCCCUUCCUCUAGCUCUGCUGUUGAUCAGAGUAGUAACCAGCUCAGUGAAGAUCCAGGGUUCUCUCUCCUUUAUGUGUGUGCUGCUGUUUUACUUGGGGAUGAUCACUCUGAAGGUGCUCAACAGCAUCGUUUUGCUCGGGACAUCGUGCGUGUUUGUCAAAGCGGCCAACAUGGAGGAGAAGCUCUUUGACCCCCCCCCCUCCGUUGUCUCCAGCCGUGCAAACUCCAGAGCUCACCGCACCAAGCACGACUCCGCUGCACCGCAGCAAGAACCGUCAGCUGACAAAAGCAAGAUGUCGCCGGCAGCAGACGGUCCUCCGCCUGCCAACAUGGCGGAGAGCUGCGCCCCAACACUCCCCAUGAGCGACUCGGACACAUUCCUGACCACGCCAGACGAGGGGGACGAGGACAAAAUCAUCAACGCCAGCAGCGGACUGGAAGGGGACCGACUCGAGCACAGAACGCCCAAGAAAGAUUUGCUGGAAAUAGACCGGUUCACCAUCUGUGGCAACCGAAUAGACUGAAGGACACGCGAAGCGACCAUUCGACCGCGUCCUGGCUCAGCAGCCAGGUUCAGGGAUCGGACACGGGUUGCGCAGCGUGCUGGGAGUUGAAUCGUAUUGUGCACCCGACCCUCCUCCCCCCCCCCGGAGUAUUUAUUUAUUUAUUACUGACAAAACCAGCCAAGGCGUAACGCUGUUACCACAAACGUCAGAGGUCCCCUCGGAUGUUUCCAUCUGGUACCGUCGGUACCGCGGGGAACCAGGCGAGUCUCGGUUGUCGUGGCAACCACGACGACGCGCUCGCUUGUUGCGAGGAUUGUGAGAUAAACCGGCGUGCGGAUCUGGGGCAGAAAACUGCACAUGUGAAAUAGUAGGAAAUUGGGUGGCUGUGUGAACGGCAGCUGGACUGUGCGAAUACGUGUUCGUAAGGCAAGCUUAUGUAUGGGCAUUGUUGUUUUUAAAAAGAACAAAACUUGUCGAAUUUCUUUUUUUUACAUUUUUGUUAUUUUACUUCAAAAGCCUAAAAUGUUCAGGUAUUUAAAAUGAAGUUUUUUUUAAUGAAGAAUCUUUUUGCUGAAAUCGACCUGCAGACAUUCUUGGAGCGCGGACGAGGCUCAUCUCUAUUUUUACACGACUGUCCCUUUUUUAACACAGCUAAAAAUACUACUUGAAACCCCCAAAAAUGUACAUUUCUUUUUAGAAAUCCUCUCAGUGGCUAUUUUUAGAUUUCACAUUAUAAAUAAAUUGAUUAAAUCAAUCCAGGCAAUGCAUUUAGGACCUGUUAAUGCAGCGCACAUGCUUCCAAACCCUGAAUAAUCAACUGCAUUAUCUAGUUAACAAAACUGCAAGUGCAGACAGUGCAGCUCCCCCCCCCCCACCUGCGCGUCCGCGCUCCAUUUGGCUGAACAAGAAGACGGUGCCUGUUUGUAAAGAUGAUUUAUUUUGAAGUGGACUCCCAAGACAGAAAAGUUUGAAUGUGGUUUAUUUUUUUAAUAUAAAAUUAAUUUUAUUUUUCUUUAUUUUAAUGCUUCAUCUGUACACUCACUGCUACAGAAAACCAUGUCUCAGUGUAACACCAGCGGGUUCAAUUCUUUACUACUGUCUUGUAGUGAAGUGCGAAAUAAGUCUGAUUUGAUGAAGAAAUGUUAAAGGAUACAGUGAUACGGGUGAAAGGCCUUUAAAUAACAUGCAGCAUAAUGGAGGGUUAUUCAGCACUGGGUGAACCCAUUGGUUGUUGUUUUUUUCCCCAGCAAAAGAAAGUUUGGCUUGAACUCUAAAAUUUGCUGGCUUUGUUCAUUGAGGCGCACUCCAAAUCCUCGUGUACCCAACAGUUCUCUGAUGCUGCAGCUGGAGGCACUGUUUGACUAAGCUGUCAGGCCGGAGAGGAGGGAGUCACAUGACCUUGGAUAAAAGCCCAACUGAUCCAAGUCCAACCUGCUCCCAAGUGCUCUGGCCAUUCCGUCUGAAAUUGAGUCACAGUGCUCACAAAAAUAUUCUAUUUCGUGAAAACGAAAUAGCCUGCACUCUUAAAAAAAAUACCCGGAAGCAUUUUUUUAAUAACUUCUGCUCUGAAUAUAAGGAAUGGCAACUUUGGCAAUGGAUUAAAUAGGCAUUUAAAAAAAUUACGUGUGUGUGUGUGUGUUUGAGAGAGAAAAUUUGCAGUGUAUGAAUGGAUCUCACUACCUGAAGACACAUUAUAUGUAUCAAUGGGAUAUUUCAUUGUUUCAUGUACAUCCCAUUUAUGUAACAUAUUUCCUACAUGAUAGACGGAGAAUAAACAAAAACAACAUUUUUUAACUCUG